Molecule: messenger RNA, 425 nt
Organism: Oxyura jamaicensis (ruddy duck)
Lineage: Eukaryota; Metazoa; Chordata; Aves; Anseriformes; Anatidae
Gene: NEDD8
Product: NEDD8 ubiquitin like modifier
Exons: 3
Biological process (GO): modification-dependent protein catabolic process; regulation of proteolysis; protein neddylation
Cellular component (GO): cytoplasm; nucleus
Molecular function (GO): ubiquitin protein ligase binding; protein tag activity
Source: RefSeq, a predicted model, not a curated record
GUGGUCACGCAGGCGGGCGUGGCCAAAAGUGGGCGUGGCCUCGUUAAACCCCUCCCCUCACAGACGCUGACAGGGAAGGAGAUCGAGAUCGACAUCGAGCCCACCGACAAGGUGGAGCGCAUCAAGGAGCGCGUGGAGGAGAAGGAAGGCAUCCCGCCCCAGCAGCAGCGCCUCAUCUACAGCGGCAAGCAGAUGAACGACGAGAAGACGGCGGCCGACUACAAGAUCCAGGGCGGCUCCGUCCUCCAUCUUGUCCUCGCCCUGCGGGGGGGCGGGGCCCGGCGGUGAGGGGGCGGGGCUCCGCCCACGCCACGCCCACCCUGCGGAGCUCCCCCUACUGGCCCCGCCCCCUGUGACGUUCCCUCUCUCCCCCUCUCCCUGACCCCCCGGUUGAUGAUGUAAUAAAGCGUCUUGGUGAUGUCAUA